AAUGUGAGGCCGAUGGGAAGGAGGCGAAAGCGGAGCUGACGGCGCAACGCAAUAUGUUCCCUAGCGCUCAAAUUAAAAUGAGAUUGCUGUCGCCAAGCAGUUCGCCGGCCACCUCGCCCACGAUGUCGAACUCCUCGUCGCCAACACCACCGACGCCGGCGGCCCCGGCUUACAACCAGAAGAUGACCGGUAUUCCUUGCGUAGCGGCCGCUUCGAGGUAUACCGCACCAGUUCACAUCGACGUCGGCGGCACGAUAUAUACAUCCUCCCUCGAGACCUUAACGAAAUAUCCGGAAUCCAGACUAGCGAAAUUGUUUAACGGGAGCAUCCCCAUUGUUCUGGACUCGCUAAAACAGCACUAUUUCAUCGAUAGAGACGGCGGCAUGUUUCGGCACAUACUGAAUUUUAUGCGAAAUUCCCGGCUGCUGAUACCCGACAACUUCGCCGACCUAGAUUUACUGCUAGAGGAAGCACGAUACUUCGAUAUUGCGCCCAUGUGUAGGCAACUGGAGCAGAUGAAGAAGGAGCGCAUAAAAAACGGUUCGACAACGACAAUGACCACGAGCUCGCCGAGUCCCCCGCCCACCGGUCAGCUCGGCGGUCGCGGCACCGCCUGCACCACCGCACCCUGCAACCGUGAUCCUGAAAAAAUACGCGGCAACGACGGCAAUUGCAGCUACGAAUGCGUGGCGUUACACGUAAGCCCGGAUCUGGGCGAACGAGUGAUGCUGUCGGGCGGACGUGCGCUCCUGGAUGAGGUGUUUCCGGAAACGACGCAGGCGGUGAUCGAUGCGCGAUCCGGGGUUGCCUGGCACCAGCAGGACGCCCGUCACGUCAUCCGGUUCCCGUUGAACGGCUACUGCAAAUUGAACUCCGUUCAAGCGAUCACGAGACUGCUGAACGCCGGCUUCCGGGUGGUCGCGAGCAAUGGCGGCGGCGUCGAGGGCCAACAAUUCUCGGAGUACCUGUUCGUCAGGCAGGCCGUCAACACUUGACGGAGCACGGCGCAUCAGCGCAAAACGAUCUCCAAGUCGAUCCGUUGCCUGCAACGCGACUACGACUUGGAGUGAGUGCAACUGUCCACAGGAGAACGCCUCAAGACUGCAUCGCGGAUAAUUUGAUUAUUCAGACAGAACAAAACGGAGUAUCUUGGUAUAGGGACAGCUGGCUGGCAAGCGCAAGUCUGAUGCCGAAAUAUUUAUAACGAGUACGAAGAUCUCGUAACGUACGUUAAACGUUCUCGACGUCUCUUGCGUCAGGUAUCUUGAAUCACGUAGAAGUGAAUAAGUGAAUAAGUGCGAAUAAGUUUUGCAAUUGACGUCAAUGUAUGUUUAUCAAACAGCAAUAGUCUGUUUUGUACGUACACAUAAGUUACAAGAGUUAUUUGCAUAUAUAUCUGACGUUAUAAUUUGAAAUGGCUGUUAUUGAAGGUAUUUCAUCGAUCAUUUUAGCAAUAACGAGAUUAUAAAAUCGCUACACAUAUUGCAAAUAAAGUUAAUUACAGACUAUUUUAAAUUUUGUAAUAAUAAAUUUUUAAUAAUCUACAGUAUACAAUUUGAAAAGCCGAUUUUUAGUAACAAAUUUGACGGCAAUUACAAUUAUUGGUAUAGUUCGAAAUAUUCGUCAAAAAAUAUAUAUAUAUUAUGUGUAUAUAUAAUUAUUAUAUUUUUAUACAUGAUAUAGUAA
Pogonomyrmex barbatus (red harvester ant) is the source of this 1686-nucleotide messenger RNA. RefSeq names its product BTB/POZ domain-containing protein twz (gene twz). Gene Ontology annotation, molecular function: protein binding. The record is from RefSeq and is a predicted model, not a curated record. NCBI's taxonomy places the organism in Eukaryota, Metazoa, Arthropoda, Insecta, Hymenoptera, Formicidae. Gene Ontology annotation, biological process: protein homooligomerization.